AUGCCUGCAGACCUUCUCGGCGCGGGUAUUGCGUCAUCCGAUCCUCUGCCCGCCAUGGCCACAACAACCGUGAAGAUCGAUGGGAUGACCUGCGGAGCAUGUACCUCUGCGGUCGAGGGCGCUUUCAAAGGUGUCGACGGUGCUGGAGAUGUGUCUGUCAGUUUGAUAAUGGGCCGAGCUGCUGUGCAACAUGACCCAUCCAUACUUUCGCCGGCCCAGGUCGCGGAGAUGAUUGAAGAUUGCGGCUUCGAUGCCGCAGUCCUGUCGACUGAGGAGCAAACUUCAAGCACAAGCACUGGUAAGCUUGAAGCUCCGACAAAGCGAUCUUCCAAGACAACUCUUGCCAUCGAAGGAAUGACCUGCGGCGCGUGCACAUCUGCGGUGGAAAGCGGCCUGAAAGACGUUGCGGGUGUCAAUUCCGUUGAAGUCUCGCUUCUUUCGGAGCGCGCGGUAAUCGACCACGACGCGGAGACUAUCUCGCCAGAACAACUAGCGGAUAUCAUUGAAGACCGGGGCUUUGGAGCGAGAGUGCUGGAAACACAGGCGUCAUCCGCAGGACCGGAAGAUGCACCUGCGCUCGCCGAUAUGGUGGAAGAUAAAAAAGGGCACUUGGUCACCACCGUAGCAAUUGGAGGUAUGACCUGUGGUGCCUGUACAUCUAGUGUGCAGAAUGCCUUUACCGAUGUGGAGGGCGUGAUUCAGUUCAAAAUUAGUCUGCUCGCUGAGCGCGCAGUGGUUGUGCACGAUCCGUCCAUUAUCACAGCCAACGACCUUACGACAAUAGUGGAGGAUGCUGGAUUCGAUGCUUCGAUCAUAUCAUCAGAGGCGCAGGAACCGCUGUCCAGAAAGAUCCAGCAAAUGAGCCUCAGUCUUCACGGGAUACGAGACGGCAAUUCCGCUUCGGCUCUCGAAGAAGACCUUUUGAGACAGCCAGGAAUCAAAUCUGCUUCCAUUACUCUGUCAAAUUCGCGACUAUCUGUCUCCUUCGACACCUCUGUGAUUGGAAUAAGAUCAGUGUUCGAGGUAAUCGAAGCCGCUGGAUAUAACGCUCUAGUCGCAGACUCGGAUGACACCAAUGCGCAGCUGGAGUCAUUAUCCAAAACAAAAGAAAUACAGGAAUGGCGACGUGCAUUUACUACUUCAGUGUCGUUUGCGGUCCCAGUAUUUCUCAUCAACAUGAUCUUGCCCAUGUAUCUGCACAGCCUCGACUUUGGCGCCUUUGAAUUAUUUCCAGGCCUUUACCUAGGAGAUUUGCUUUGUCUGACAUUAACAGUUCCUGUGCAAUUCGGUAUUGGACGCCGAUUCUAUAUCACCAGUUUUAAGUCUCUGAAGCAUCGGUCCCCAACGAUGGACGUUCUCGUUAUGCUGGGAACAUCUGCUGCGUUCUUUUACAGCUGUUUCACUAUGGUCAUGGCCUUAUUCGACGAGCACCACAAACGUCCGAGUACUGUGUUUGACACGAGCACUAUGCUCAUUACCUUCAUCACUCUCGGACGCUGGUUGGAGAAUCGGGCAAAGGGGCAAACAUCUGCUGCUUUGUCCCGUCUCAUGUCAUUGACUCCAUCCAUGACAACUAUUUACGAAGAUCCCAUCGCCGCAGAGAAGUUAGCUGAUGGCUGGUCUGCUGGAGGCACCACAGAUGCUUCGAAGCCGGCUUUGGCAUCCGAUAAUUCAUCUGUGAACCAGAAGAUCAUUGCCACAGAGUUGAUCCAGGUUGGGGAUAUUGUUAUCCUUCGUCCUGGUGAUAAAGUUUCCGCGGACGGAGUGAUUAUUCGAGGCGAAAGCUACGUCGAUGAAAGCAUGAUCACCGGAGAGGCUCUUCCAAUUCACAAAAAGAAGGGAAGUCACGUCAUUGCUGGCACUGUCAACGGCACAAGCUCAAUCGACUUCAAGGUCAUUCGCGCUGGUAAGGACACUCAGUUGAGUCAGAUUGUGAAAUUGGUUCAGGAUGCUCAGACUAGCCGAGCUCCCAUUCAGCGUAUGGCUGAUAUUGUCGCGGGCUAUUUCGUCCCAACCAUCAUCGGUCUCGGCCUGGUUACUUUCUUCGGUUGGAUGUUUCUCAGUCAUGUCCUGCCUGACCCGCCAGUGGUCUUCCAAUCCGAAGAUAGUGGUGGUCGGGUCAUGGUUUGCCUGAAGCUCUGCAUUUCCGUCAUCGUCUUUGCAUGCCCCUGCGCAUUGGGUCUUAGCACACCAACUGCUGUCAUGGUUGGUACAGGAGUUGGAGCCGAGCAUGGAAUCCUUGUCAAGGGAGGCGCCGUGCUUGAAGCUGCUACCAAGGUCAACCACGUUGUCUUUGAUAAGACGGGCACAUUGACCACGGGCCGGAUGAGCGUGGCUCAUGUUUGUAUUGAGCCUCAUUGGACUGCGAAUGACUGGCGCCGUAAGCUGUGGUGGCUUAUUGUCGGCCUCGCCGAAAUGGGCAGUGAGCACCCGAUUGGCCGGGCCAUUCUGUCAGAGGCUAAGGCUGAGUCUGGUCAUCCUGGAGAUGAUGGGUUGCCUGGCAGUAUUGGUGACUUUGAUGCCAUUGUGGGCAAGGGUAUCUCGGCUUUCGUGGAGCCAAUGUCCAGUGCCGAACGGAUCCGUUACCACGUUCGACUUGGAAAUGCAGAAUAUCUCCGCUCAAAGAAUAUCGAUAUGCCUGCGUCAGUUGACCCCGAAUCACCCGAAACACAAGAGGAGACAGAUCUUGCAGCUCCCAAGCCCAGCGCGGCUGCUUCUGGUAUUACACGGAUUCAUGUUGCCAUCGACUCUCGCUAUGCCGGAACUAUUUCUCUUCGUGACAACGUGAAGGACACGUCAGUUGCCGCGGUGGCUGCCCUGCACCGCAUGGGCAUCGCGACCUCCAUGGUGACAGGCGACACACUCUCCACUGCUCUAUCGAUCGCAUCAGCAGUCGGCAUCCCAGCCGCAUCAGUCCACGCGUCGGCUUCACCGUCCGAUAAACGCACCAUCAUCUCAGAACUCCAGCUACGGGGAGAGAAAGUUGCCAUGGUCGGUGAUGGCAUCAACGACUCGCCCGCCCUCGCUACCGCAUUAGUCGGUAUUGCUCUGGCAUCAGGGACAGACGUCGCCAUGGAGGCAGCCGACAUUGUCCUCAUGCGACCCGAGGAUCUUCUUUCCGUACCCGCCAGCUUGUCACUAUCUCGCUCGGUGUUCAACCGCAUCAAGUUGAACCUCGUGUGGGCCUGUCUGUACAAUAUCAUCGGUCUUCCUUUCGCCAUGGGUCUAUUCCUCCCAUUCACAGGCUUCAUGCUUCCCCCAAUGGCCGCAGGUGCUGCCAUGGCUGCUUCCAGUGUGUCUGUCGUUGUCAGCAGUCUAUUGCUUAAGCUCUGGCGCCGUCCGGCUUGGAUGGACGUCAAACGCCUCGAAAAAGAGCUUGGCUCAGGUGCCAUUGCUCCCGACAUCGGUGCGUCACACUCUCGCAAUGCCAGUUGGUGGACGCCUGCUACAGUGCUCUCCACCGAACGGCCACGUUCUCUUCGUCGCUGGGCCGGCGAUGCUGUUUCUGCUCUUUGGUCUGCAGCUACUGGCAAACGACCUACUAUUCGCGAAGACGAGGGUUAUGUGCCAUUGCAGACUGUAGAGCCUGUCUGA
Molecule: messenger RNA, 3594 nt
Organism: Penicillium maclennaniae
Lineage: Eukaryota; Fungi; Ascomycota; Eurotiomycetes; Eurotiales; Aspergillaceae
Gene: ctpA
Product: Cu(2+)-transporting P-type ATPase CCC2
Exons: 1
Coding region: 1-3594 (1197 amino acids)
Biological process (GO): copper ion homeostasis; monoatomic cation transport
Cellular component (GO): membrane
Molecular function (GO): copper ion binding; ATP binding; ATP hydrolysis activity
Source: RefSeq, a predicted model, not a curated record